Messenger RNA from Oncorhynchus keta (chum salmon), 3086 nucleotides. RefSeq names its product fap1 adhesin-like. The transcript is spliced from 2 exons. The record is from RefSeq and is a predicted model, not a curated record. The coding region runs from base 1 to 927 and encodes 308 amino acids. NCBI's taxonomy places the organism in Eukaryota, Metazoa, Chordata, Actinopteri, Salmoniformes, Salmonidae.
AUGAAUGUACAACAGCUGAUGUCCAGCCCCCCUGCUAGUUUCAGCCACGUUGAUGCAUCACAGAUUACCUUUCAUAUUCAUGUUGAUGUUGAAUUGGAGUGUAUUUAUGCAGCCAGUCACUCACACAGUCACUCACUCAGUCACUCACUCAGUCACUCACUCAGUCACUCACUCAGUCACAGUCAGUCACUCACUCACUCACUCAGCCAGUCAGUCAGCCAGCCAGCCAGUCUGUCAGUCAGCCAGUCAGCCAGUCAGUCAGCCAGUCAGUCAGCCAGUCAGCCAGCCAGCCAGUCAGCCAGUCAGCCAGCCAGCCAGUCAGUCAGCCAGCCAGCCAGUCAGCCAGUCAGCCAGUCAGCCAGUCAGUCAGCCAGUCUGUCAGUCAGUCAGCCAGCCAGCCAGUCAGCCAGUCAGCCAGUCAGCCAGUCAGUCAGCCAGUCAGUCAGCCAGUCAGCCAGCCAGUCAGCCAGUCAGUCAGUCAGUCAGCCAGCCAGCCAGUCAGCCAGUCAGCCAGUCAGCCAGUCAGUCAGCCAGUCAGCCAGUCAGCCAGUCAGUCAGUCAGCCAGCCAGUCAGUCAGCCAGCCAGCCAGCCAGCCAGCCAGCCAGCCAGUCAGCCAGCCAGCCAGUCAGCCAGUCAGCCAGUUAGCCAGUCAGCCAGCCGGUCAGCCAGUCAGCCAGUCAGCCAGUCAGCCAGUCAGUCAGCCAGCCAGCCAGUCAGCCAGUCAGUCAGCCAGUCAGCCAGUCAGUCAGCCAGCCAGCCAGUCAGCCAGUCAGCCAGCCAGCCAGCCAGUCAGCCAGUCAGCCAGCCAGUCAGUCAGCCAGUCAGCCAGUCAGUCAGCCAGUCAGCCAGUCAGUCAGCCAGUCAGUCAGUCAGUCAGUCAGCCAGUCAGUCAGCCAGUCAGUCAGCCAGUCUACACCAUCCUCUAGGUCCAUUAGAACAGAAUGUGUCCAGUCAGUUAGCGAUGAGGACACGGACUGGAAGGACGUUGGAUUUGAAGAGGAAGUUGUAAAUUAGGCUUAAUGCUUUUCUCUGUCUGACUGCUCUGUGGUGGCUGAGGAUUAGUUAUACUGUCACUGGCAGAACAACACACACACACACACACACACACACACACACACACACACACACACACACACACACACACACACACACACACACACACACACACACACACACACACACACAGACACCCUCCUCAAACAUCCUCCUCACACACCCUGUUGACACACUGUACAGACGAGCCCCUUUAACUUAUUAAAUUAUUGAUGAUUAUUGAUGAUGCUGUUUUAUUUAUUGAUGUAUUUAUUGAUAAGCUCCUCCUCCGCACGGUGGUCAUGUUGUUGUUUAUCCACCCCCCCCCCUCCUCCCAACAACAACAACAACAACAACAGUACUGGCCCCUCCUUACCACAGAACCAUCUCUAUUGCCUUUUCCACAGUCUCCUUAACAUGAGGAUGGAACCAUGAGAAUGGAACCAUGAGGAUGGAACCAUGAGGGUAGAACCAUGAGGAUGGAACCAUGAGGAUGGAACCAUGAGGGUAGAACCAUGAGGAUGGAACCAUGGGAAUGGAACCAUGAGGAUGGAACCAUGAGGAUGGAACCAUGAGGGUAGAACCAUGAGGAUGGAACCAUGAGAAUGGAACCAUGAGAAUGGAACCAUGAGGAUGGAACCAUGAGGGUAGAACCAUGAGGAUGGAACCAUGGGAAUGGAACCAUUAGGAUGGAACCAUGAGGGUGGAACCAUGAGGAUGGAACCAUGGGAAUGGAACCAUGAGGAUGGAACAAUGAGGGUGGAACCAUGAGAAUGGAACCAUGAGAAUGGAACCAUGGGAAUGGAACCAUGGGAAUGGAACCAUGAGGGUAGAACCAUGAGGAUGGAACCAUGGGAAUGGAACCAUGAGGAUGGAACCAUGAGGGUAGAACCAUGAGAAUGGAACCAUGAGAAUGGAACCAUGAGAAUGGAACCAUGAGGAUGGAACCAUGAGAAUGGAACCAUGGGAAUGGAACCAUGGGAAUGGAACCAUGAGAAUGGAACCAUGAGAGUGGAACCAUGAGGAUGGAACCAUGAGGAUGGAACCAUGAGGAUGGAACCAUGAGGGUGGAACCAUGAGGAUGGAACCAUGAGAGUGGAACCAUGAGGGUGGAACCAUGAGGAUGGAACCAUGAGGGUGGAACCAUGAGAAUGGAACCAUGAGGGUGGAACCAUGAGAAUGGAACCAUGAGGGUGGAACCAUGAGGAUGGAACCAUGAGGAUGGAACCAUGAGAGUGGAACCAUGAGGGUGGAACCAUGAGGAUGGAACCAUGAGAGUGGAACCAUGAGGAUGGAACCAUGAGGGUGGAACCAUGAGGAUGGAACAAUGAGGGUGGUACCAAGGGAAUGGAACCAUGAUGAUGGAACCAUGAGGCAGCCUGAGGUUAGAUCUUCAACACUACUGACCAAACACCAUCACUCUGGCCCCAGCAUGUGUGUGCUAACGUGUGUGUGUGUGUGUGUGUGUGUGUGUGUGUGUGUGUGUGUGUGUGUGUGUGUGUGUGUGUGUGUGUGUGUGUGUGUGUGUGUGUGUGUGUGUGUGUGUGUGUGUGUGUGUGUGUGUGUGUGUGUGUGUGUGUGUGUGUGUGUGUGUGUGUGUGUGUGUGUGUGUGUGUGUGUGUGUGUGUGUGUGUGUGUCUAAGAAACAACUUCCUGCUAUGAAAAAGGGUGAAAGGUCACGAACCGCGGUUUGGGCAGAAAUGGAAGUGUUGGCUCCUUCCUGCUAUGAAAAAGGGUGAAAAGGUCACAAACCCCGGUUUGGGCAGAAUAGAAGUGUUGGUUCCUAUUAUUUACGUUACCAUGUGGGUCUGUGUUUUUUAUAACUACUAGAACCCGUGGAACCGUCUAGACUUGUUGUUUCCUUGUGGAACAGGAUUAUUGUUGUUAUUGUUGUUAUUGUUGUUGUUGUUGUUGUUGUUAUUGUGCAUCUGAUCAUCUAUUACUCUAAAUGACGACGAGCAAUAAAGUUGAGAUCCUUUUUUAAAAAUAUAUAUAUUGCAUGUUUUACUAAAAAAAAGGUUGAUCUUAGUCAAUAAAAAGAGUUUUUAAGACA